Lasiodiplodia theobromae is the source of this 1812-nucleotide messenger RNA. Its product is annotated as Heat shock protein HSP70. The transcript has 4 exons. The record is from RefSeq and is a predicted model, not a curated record. Bases 1 to 1812 code for a protein of 603 amino acids. NCBI's taxonomy places the organism in Eukaryota, Fungi, Ascomycota, Dothideomycetes, Botryosphaeriales, Botryosphaeriaceae. Gene Ontology annotation, molecular function: ATP-dependent protein folding chaperone; ATP binding.
AUGACUGCAGACGACCGCCACAGAAUUAUUGUUGGGCUUGACUACGGCACGACCUUCUCUGGGAUCAGCUACGUUACAUCAAAUGAGACCGGUGCUGACAAUAUUGAAGUCAUCAAUCAAUGGCCCGGUACCUCUGAGACGGUUUCCAAGGUCCCUACCAAGAUUGCGUACGCGUCUCAAAAUGAUAACAUCAACGUUGACAAGUGGGGCUUCGCCGUAACCGCAACAAUGGUGUCCUACAUGUGGACCAAAUUGCUACUUGAUGGUAGUACUCCUCUCACUGAGUUCGAUGACCCUGCAUUGAAGGACAUUUCUGGAGAGGGAAUGUUGAAGCUACCACCCAACAGGUCGGCAAGGCAGGUUUGCUCCGAUUAUCUCAAGGGCUUGCAUGCCUAUAUGGUCGACACGCUCUGCAAGAGAUUUUCAACUGAUUUGUACUCUAUCACCCCUGUUGAAUACUGGAUCACUAUUCCCGCAAUAUGGAGCGAUGCAGCAAAAGAUGCAACCAGGUCAGCAGCGCUGGAAGCCGGUUUCGGAUGCCGGCCGCUCGACCAGGUCAAUCUCAUCCCCGAGCCAGAAGCAGCAGCAAUACUAGCUCUCAAGGUUUAUGGUUCUCACCAUGGGAUUGACCCUGUCUCUCCAGGAGACGGCGUGCUGAUUUGCGACUGCGGAGGUGGCACGGUCGACAUUACCACAUACACAGUGCUAGCUACCAGACCCAAGCUGCAAUUUGAGGAACUCUGCGUCGGUGUUGGAGGCAAAUGUGGCUCCACCUACAUUGAUCGCAACUUCAGCAAGUGGAUGGCCGAGCGUUUUGGCUGCUCUUACACAUCACUUCCACCAAAAAGACGCGGCCCUGGGAGCUCGUUCAUGAGAUCCUUUGAGAGUGCCAAGAAAGCUUUCGGGAGCAAGCUUCUCAGUGUGGGUGAUCAGAAAUUCAUUGAGGUUGAGAACAUCUACAUGGCGGGUGUUCACCCUUCUUUACACUAUGAUAGCGACGAAGGGGUGGUCAAGCUGACUUGGCAUGAGAUGAAAGGAUUCUUUGAUCCCGUGAUCAACGACAUCAUUCGCCUCGUCAGUUCCCAAGUCGACCUUGCGAAAAAGAAAAAUCAACACAUCGGUCGCAUCAUCCUUGUCGGCGGCUUCGGCGACUCCGAUUAUCUCAAUGAGCGUAUGAGGAUCUGGUGCAUGCAGAACGGCAGCUCCACCAUGAAGCUGAUUUGCCCCCCACAAUGCCAGGCAGCAGUAGUCAAGGGUGCUGCACUCCGUGGUCUUGAGAGCCUUGUGCCACUGCACCGUAAGGCUCGUCGACACUAUGGGUUUGCUGUUAGUAGGCCCUUCCGCCCUGGAGUGGACCCAGAAGACUACGGCAUUAUCGACAAGUUCUCAAUGGAGAAAAUGUGCAGAGAAAGGAUGGACUGGGUCAUACACAAGGGUCAAGCCAUUACCCCGGCUACAAACGCAAGUUUCAACCUUGCCCUCACGACAGAACAGGAUGAACUCUUCCCAGAGUGCGAAGUGACGCUAUAUUGCUGUAGCCUUGACCAACCGCCAGACUAUGCGCAGGGUUGUGGUGCCGAACGAGUCGGCCAGAUAACCAUUCACUUCUCCUCGAAAGAUUUGAAACGGUCUCGAAAGCGGUAUAACCCGGCCUACGGUAAAACAUUUUGCGAACUCGACUUCGUCGUCAAGACAGAUGUAAACUCUACACAAGGAAUCCUCGCGUUCAAGAGCUAUUCUCACGGUAGACCAACCGGUAACGCCACAAUCGAUUAUACUCACAUCGAGUCGGGUCCUACUGGUCGUGAUUAA